AGCACCAAACAUCUGAGAAGUCUUAACCUUCAAACUAACUCUCUCUUUUGUCUUUUUAAGAGAGAUUGAGUUUGUGCUUUUGGAUGCUCAAAUCUAUCCACCAUCAAAUAUUCAAAAUCUCAAUGAUGGACAAUCUGGCCCCUGCAACACCAGAUGCAGAUAGCAACUCCACAGUGGAUGCUUCUCGGCCUUUCCACUCGGUCAAAGAGGCGGUUGCCAUUUUUGGGAAACGGAUUCUUCUUAGAGAAGUUCAGUCACCUUCGCAAGCACCCUCAACCCCGCCCAUCGAGCAGGUUACUUUAUCACCUUCCUUGGAGUUUACACCAAGUUCAGAAAAAUCUCAUGGUGUUGCUCUCGAAAUUGGUACACCUGAUUCAUAUGAGUUUACACAGAGUCCCUAUAAGCCUCAGAGCAAUGCUACCAGUGAAGCUAUAGACUCGCCGGUGUGUGAACCUACACCAAGUCCCGAAAUUCCAAACAAUGAGAACAAACUUUAUCCUUGUUCAAGUUUUCCCUGGGAUAAGAGCAUAUCACCAUCUCCAAGUACUUCAAGUAAAGAAAUUGAACCGGCACUAAGUUCUGAGAAACCGACAAAUGACAAGCAAGGGAAAAUAGUGCAUGGGAAUGAUUUAGUGAUGAUGUUGAUGAUAUUGAAGAGAUUAGAAAGUGAGUUGCAAGAAACAAAGACAGAAGUGAAGCUGCUAAAAGAAAGAGAAUCCGAGACAGAGGUGGCAUUGGCUUCUUUGAAUGCGGAGCUUCACGAAAAUAUGUCUAAGAUAGCCAAAGCUGAGGCUGCUGAAGCUGGAAAAGCAGCAGCGAAAUCUUUAUCAGUCGUUGAAGAAGGAAAUCGAGAGAUAGGAAUGAAAGAUGAGGAAACGAGAAAAUUUGAAGUGAUGGUGAAAAAUGUGGAUUCCCCUACAUUAGCUCAAAUACUAAGUAUUACUGACUAUGAUUGCUAUUUUGGGGAUGGUAUGAAAGCGAAGAAAAAGAUGAAGAAGAAGCCUAUUAUUCCGUUGGUGACCGAUAUGUUUCCAUGGAGGAAGAAAUCAACACCAACCAAAGCUCGCCUUACUACUCCUUUGUAUUCUUGGCAGUGACUUCUCUACUUCAUCCUUUGUUCAAAUUUUAACAGAUACUUGUGUUCAUCUUGUAAGUUCAAGUGAAUUAUUCCCCAUCAUAUUAAAGAUAGGAGGCAAUUUAUUAAAAAUAAAAGCUUUUGUAAAUCUAUUUUGAUUGUUAUCCAAUGCAAUAAUAAUUCUUGUAUUAUUGCCUUGUAACUUAAAUUAUGUACUCGUAUAGUACUUUGUGUAAUUAUACAGAAUGCACAAAUUUUGAGUUUGGCAUUUGAGGCAUGCUUGGUGAUUUAAGACGGUGGGAAACUCGCCUUGGUUACAUCUUCAAGCCCUACCAUCCACAUAUAUUUGA
Molecule: messenger RNA, 1425 nt
Organism: Chenopodium quinoa (quinoa)
Lineage: Eukaryota; Viridiplantae; Streptophyta; Magnoliopsida; Caryophyllales; Amaranthaceae
Exons: 1
Coding region: 84-1097 (337 amino acids)
Source: RefSeq, a predicted model, not a curated record